Molecule: messenger RNA, 706 nt
Organism: Cuscuta epithymum
Lineage: Eukaryota; Viridiplantae; Streptophyta; Magnoliopsida; Solanales; Convolvulaceae
Source: the annotation of a GenBank genome assembly
AAAGUCCUAAUCGGACUCCUCACGCACCUCUCGAUACAUUUCGGCGGAACACAUAUAAAGGAGAUGAUGGGAGAGAGUGGGGCGGCAAGCGGAGGCGAGUUUCCGGCGAAGUGGCUGAGAGAGGACAAACAGAAUGGUGUCUCCGUCCGUAUUCAAAUGGAAGCUUCCAACAACGCAACCAACGGCGGCGGCAAUGAGGAGCAGUUCUCCUCCAUCAUCCCCGGCUGGUUCUCUGAGAUUAGCCCAAUGUGGCCUGGAGAGGCACACUCAUUAAAGGUAGAAAGUGUAUUGUUCAAGGGGAAGUCAGAUUACCAGGAUGUCUUGGUGUUUCAGUCUUCAACAUAUGGUAAAGUGCUUGUUUUGGAUGGUGUGAUACAACUAACAGAAAGAGAUGAAUGUGCAUAUCAAGAAAUGAUUGCUCAUCUCCCGCUUUGUUCAAUCCAGAACCCCAAGAAGGUAUUGGUCAUUGGAGGAGGAGACGGUGGUGUCUUGCGCGAAGUGUCUCGCCAUUCUUCAGUUGUGCAGAUAGACAUAUGUGAGAUUGAUAAGAUGGUAGUCGAUGUUUCAAAACAAUUUUUCUCUGAUGUGGCUGUUGGAUAUGAGGAUUCCCGUGUAAAUCUCCACAUUGGCGAUGGAGUUCAAUUCUUGAAAAAUGUGACUGAAGGAACCUAUGAUGCUAUUAUAGUGGAUUCUUCUGAUCCCAAAG